Messenger RNA from Leptopilina heterotoma, 2381 nucleotides. Its product is annotated as acid sphingomyelinase-like phosphodiesterase 3b. Lineage: Eukaryota; Metazoa; Arthropoda; Insecta; Hymenoptera; Figitidae. The transcript has 12 exons. Gene Ontology annotation, molecular function: hydrolase activity. The record is from RefSeq and is a predicted model, not a curated record. Bases 887 to 2374 code for a protein of 495 amino acids.
CGCGAACGACUUUCGCGAACUUAUUGUGCUUAGGCCUUUAAUUACGUAUUUGAAAACUCUUCUGCCGGAUUGUCACAAUUGUCACUAAUUCACUAGAACUCAUCGGUAGAUUUUAUAAUAGAAUUACAAGAGUUAAUAAUUACACGCGAUUAAUAGAAUUACAAGAAUAAAAACACUUGAAUAUUAAAAAACGUUAGACAUAUCAAAGCAAAGUGUCAGCGAUCUACUGAGAAAUCGGUAGUGGUGGCGCUGCUUCCACUGUGAAACGCACUCUGCAGGAAUUUUUUGUAACUACUGAAAGAAGGUCACUUCUAAUAUUCAAAUUCCACCAAUCAGCGUUGCUUUCGCGCAUGGAGGGUGUGAAGCCGAUAAUCACGUUUCCUGACAAAAGUCUGUUACCGACAGUGGGUAACGUUAUUUCUGUAAAACAGUUGGUUUAAUUUCCUAGUCGCAAGGGGACAUUUAAACAAUAGAACAACAAUUUCAAAUCGCUAUAUCGAGUAGCAGGUAGUUUUAAUUGUUAUCCAUUUGUUUUUAGUUGUAAAAUAAAAGGAAAUUUCUACAUCCGCGAGUGAGUGUAGUGAGUGCUUUUUACAUAACCUAAAAUCGAAUGUAGAGUGCGGUAAAAUCGGAAGUGCUCGUAAAUGUUUUAAAUCCCAAUCGGAUGUUGUUAUUAAAAGUUUCUUUUGCACAAUAAAAUUAACACGAAAUUCGGGAGUGUACGUUUAAAAUCGCGAGUGGGUGUUUUUUUACGAUUGUAGCUAAAAGGUGGAUAUUAAGUAUAAGCUAAGAAUGACUACUAUUGGACAGCUGACAUUUGCGCCAACAGGCCAACACACUUGUGUCGAGAGUGUAUAUGUAAUUUCACGCGUUAAAUCCUGAGAAGAUGAUUCGUGAUUAUGUUCUGCUGUUAUCAUGGUUAUGCACAGUGCAAGGCGAGACUGGAUACUUCUGGCACAUUAGUGACAUUCACUAUGAUCCCAAAUAUUCCCUCCAGGGCAAUACAGAAAAUAGUUGUUUGAAGAUGAGAAAUAAUAUGGAUAGAGAGCACACGCGGUUAUAUAGAAAGAUCGCUGGCACAUUUGGUAGCUAUGGUUGUGAUUCGCCUUGGGCACUGAUAGAAUCUGCAGCGCAAGCUAUGAGAGAGAAGCACGGAAAAGGAAUCGAAUUUGUUCUGUGGACAGGAGAUGCUUUAUCGCAUGCAGCGGGAAUGAGCGAGGAAUUGCGCUUACAAAGUCUCAAGAAUUUGACGGAUCUUCUGUCUCACACUUUCACUGAGCAAUUUGUGUUCCCCGUUCUGGGACACGAAGAUCUUGGUUUGAAUUUCACACAGCUUGCGAAUCUUUGGAAGCAUUGGCUUCCACAAGAAGCACUCAGCACCUUCAAGAAUACUGGAUUCUACACGAUCGAGCAGUGGAAGGAGAAUUACCGGCUCAUUUUUCUCAAUACAAAUUUAUGGUUGAAUGUCGGUUCUGUGAUCGAUAAUCGUGUACCACAACGUUCUACUAACACUGCUGCUACUGACAAUUCGAGUGACCCCCUCGGCCAAUGGGAAUGGUUCCAAUCCAUUCUGGAGGCAGCCCGGAAGAAACGAGAAACCGUAUAUAUCGUUGGCCAUUCUCCACCUGGAGUCGAUGAAAGAGAACACGGUGCUGGUGGUUUAAAGGAAAAACACAACACUAGAUAUUUGCAACUUGUUCGUCAAUAUGCCGAUAUUAUUCGUGGACAGUUUUUCGGACACUGGCAUUCAGAUACAUUUCGAGUCAUCUACAGUGACACAGGCUCACCAGUAUCGUGGAUUAUGAUGGCUCCAAGCAUCACUCCAUAUCGAGCUGGAGGACCAAAUAAUCCUGGACUUAGGCUUUACCAGUUUGAAAAGAAAUCAGGCCAGGUAAUAGAUUACAAACAGUAUUAUUUGAAUUUACCCGAAGCCAACUCAAUCAGAAGUGCUUACUGGAAUAUCGAAUACUCAUUGCUCAAGCAUUAUGAGCUUAAGGAGAUAUCUGCCUUAACUCUUCACGAUUUGGCGGACAGAUUUACGCAGUCCAAUGACAACGCUUUCGUCAGAUAUUACGCUGCAAAUACAGUCUCCUUGCCGAGGGAGGUGGAGGAGAUAUGGGGGUGUGGAGGUGCACUGAAUGGAGGUUGUGCAUUGCAACACUACUGCUCGGUGACCCGUCUGGAUACAGAUUCGUACAGCAAUUGCGUUCAUUCGUAUGCCUAUGCUCUUUCAUCAACCUCUUCUCCAUCUAUUCAAAUCGAUCUCGUCAUUCUGUAUCAACUCCUGGCUAUCCUUCUAACUUUUCUCCAAUGUCGCGCACAGAGAGCAGUAGAGAGACACGUUUAUCUAGGAGAAUGGGAAAAAAGCCGCUGAAUUAUUC